Trichosurus vulpecula (common brushtail) is the source of this 3491-nucleotide messenger RNA. It is a transcript of the gene TBCK, whose product is annotated as TBC1 domain containing kinase. The record is from RefSeq and is a predicted model, not a curated record. Gene Ontology annotation, molecular function: ATP binding; protein kinase activity. Gene Ontology annotation, biological process: protein phosphorylation. The transcript is spliced from 26 exons. The coding region runs from base 313 to 2994 and encodes 893 amino acids. NCBI's taxonomy places the organism in Eukaryota, Metazoa, Chordata, Mammalia, Diprotodontia, Phalangeridae.
GAAAAGGAACGUCGCGGGGGCCGGGAGCUGUCAGAGAGGAGGGGUGGGGGGGAGAGCGAGGAGGCUCUCGGGCACGCGCUUGCGCUCCCGGCCGGGUUCGGAAUCAGGCACGUGGGCCCGGCGCAGCCCGGGAAGGGGGUAGGGGCGGUUCGCGCCAGACUUGGACUUGAAGCCCAGAGGCCCGAGCCUGCGACCGACCCGGAGCAGCUGCGUUCCCCCAGCCUGCUUGCCUACCUGCCUGCAGCCCCUGACCCCGCGGCAGUACUGUCCAACAUUUUUACUGAACGGGAGAAAUCGAAAGAAAGAGAAAAAAUGUUUCCUUUGAAGGAUGCAGAAAUAGGUGCCUUUACCUUCUUUGCGUCUGCUCUGCCACAUGAUGUUUGUGGAAGCAAUGGCCUGCCUCUGACCCCUAACUCCAUCAAAAUCUUGGGACGCUUUCAAAUCCUCAAGACCAUUACCCAUCCUAGGCUUUGCCAAUAUGUGGACAUUUCAAGAGGAAAACAUGAGAGACUGGUGGUGGUAGCUGAGCACUGUGAAAGGAGCCUGGAAGAAUUACUCCGAGAAAGGAAACCUGUGAGCCCUUUGAAAGUGUUAUGCAUUGCAUUUGAGGUCCUCCAGGGGUUGCAAUAUAUGAACCAACAUGGAAUGGUCCAUCGAGCUCUGUCCCCUCACAACAUUCUGUUGGAUCAAGAGGAACAUAUUAAACUGGCUAAAUUUGGACUUUACCACAUGACAGCUCAUGGCGUUGAUGUUGAUUUCCCAAUAGGGUACCCAUCCUACCUGGCACCUGAGGUCAUUGCACAAGGAAUCACCAAACCCAGUGACCACACACCAAGUGAAAAGCCAUUGCCUUCUGGCCCCAAAUCUGAUGUAUGGUCUCUUGGAAUUAUUUUAUUUGAACUUUGUAUGGGAAGAAAGCUAUUUCAGGGCCUGGAUAUUUCUGAAAGGCUAAAGUUUUUGCUUACAUUAGGUUGUAUGGAUGAUACUAUAACAGUCUUGGCUGAGGAACAUGGUUGUCUGGACAUUAUAAAGGAGCUCCCAGAAAAUGUGCUUAGUCUCUUGAAGAAAUGCCUCACUUUUCACCCUUCUAAAAGGCCAACUCCAGAUGAGUUACUCCAGGACAAGGUGUUCAGUGAAGUGUCACCUUUAUAUACACCCUUCCACAAACCUGCCAGUCUGUUCUCAUCUUCUUUGAGAUGUGCUGAUUUAACUCUGCCUGAAGACAUCAGUCAACUGUGUAAAGAUGCUGACACUGAUUACCUAGCAGAAAGAUCAAUUGAAGAAGUCUAUUACCUCUGGUGUUUGGCUGGAGGAGAUUUGGAGAAAGAGCUUGUCAACAAGGAAAUCAUUCGCUCCAAACCACCUAUCUGCACCCUCCCCAAUUUUCUGUUUGAAGAUGGUGAGAGCUUUGGGCAAGAUCGCGAUAGGAGUUCCCUUUUGGAUGAUACCACUGUGACAUUGUCUCUCUGCCAACUAAGAAAUAGACUAAAAGAUGUUGGUGGAGAAGCGUUUUACCCCUUGCUUGAAGAUGACCAGUCCAAUUUACCUCAUUCAAACAGUAAUAAUGAAUUGUCUGCAGCUGUCACUCUUCCUUUGAUCAUCCGAGAGAGGGACACAGAGUACCAGCUCAACAGAAUUGUUCUCUUCGACAGGCUCCUGAAGGCUUAUCCAUACAAAAAAAAUCAAAUCUGGAAGGAAGCCAGAGUUGACAUUCCUCCGCUCAUGAGAGGUUUAACCUGGGCUGCCCUCCUGGGAGUUGAGGGUGCCAUUCAUGCCAAGUAUGAUGCCAUCGAUAAAGACACUCCAAUUCCUACUGACCGACAGAUUGAAGUAGAUAUCCCUCGCUGCCAUCAGUAUGAUGAGUUGUUGUCAUCCCCUGAAGGCCAUGCAAAGUUUAGGCGGGUGUUAAAGGCUUGGGUCGUUUCCCAUCCAGAUCUUGUGUACUGGCAAGGCCUUGAUUCUCUCUGUGCUCCUUUCCUGUAUUUAAAUUUCAACAAUGAAGCUCUUGCUUAUGCUUGUAUGUCUGCUUUUAUUCCAAAAUAUCUGUAUAACUUCUUUUUGAAAGACAACUCACAUGUCAUACAAGAGUAUCUGACGGUAUUCUCUCAGAUGAUUGCAUUCCAUGACCCAGAGCUGAGUAACCAUCUCAACGAGAUUGGCUUUAUUCCAGAUCUCUAUGCCAUUCCUUGGUUUCUCACCAUGUUUACCCACGUAUUUCCACUACACAAGAUAUUUCAUCUCUGGGAUACAUUACUGCUUGGCAAUUCUUCCUUCCCAUUCUGCAUCGGAGUGGCCAUUCUUCAGCAACUACGAGAUCGGCUCUUAGCUAAUGGCUUCAAUGAAUGCAUUCUGCUCUUCUCUGACUUACCAGAAAUUGACAUUGAGCGUUGUGUCCGUGAAUCGAUCAAUUUGUUUUGCUGGACCCCCAAAAGUGCUACUUAUAGACAACACGCGCAGCCUCCCAAACAAUCUUCUGACAGCAAUGGAGUGAGGAGUUCCACGCCUUAUUUCUCAAUUGACUCUCAGGAUGCUCCCAAGACAGACUUGUCCAGAGAAUCUAUCCAGCUGAAUGACCUGAAGUCAGAGGUGUCGCCACGGAUUUCAGCAGAGGAUCUGAUCGACCUGUGUGAGCUGACCGGCACAGGCCAUUUUAAAACGCCCACCAAGAAAACAAAAUCCAGUAAACCCAAGCUGCUGGUGGUUGAUAUCCGAAACACCGAAGAUUUUAAUCGAGGCCACAUUUCAGGUAGCAUCAGUAUUCCCUUCAACUCUGCGUUCACCACGGAAGGGGAGCUCUCCCAGGGCCCUUCCACCACCAUGCUCCAGAAUUUCAAAGGGAAAGUUAUUGUCAUUGUGGGAAAUGUGGCAAAACAUACGGCUGAGUUUGCAGCUCAUCUGGUGAAGGUCAGAUAUCCGAGGGUCUGUAUCCUAGAUGGAGGCAUUAACAAGAUUAAGCCAACGGGCCUGCUUACUGUCCCAUCACCACAAAUAUGAAGAGUUAUAGAUGUCAAGAGAGUCUCCAUGUCAAGUGAUAAAGUAAUGCCAGCAGCGUGUGUGUCUACCAUGACAGAUCUCUAAGGGUUAUCACUCAGAAACAAUGCCAGCGAUCCGCAUGGUAUUACUGCCCUGAGAUACUGUCAUGCAGAAUGUUUUUUUUUUUAAUUGUAUGUUCAUCUGUCAACACACUUGACUGUACAGGUAUCUCGGAAGGAAUUUUAUUAGCAGUGAAAUCUGAUCAUGGAUUUUUACAGUGUUACCACAAAAUGCUAGAGGAAUUCAACUGAUAACAGCUAAAAUCAGCACUGUCCAGGAAAUCUAGCCUGACACUGAUCUCACCUCUCCUUGACAAAUGGUCUUAAAGGCAUUAUUUUGUAAAUACAAGGGUUAAGGGACAGGCCAACGACAUACUGUCCCUGUGUUUAUGAUAAUUUGGAAAUUGUUCCCAGUUCAUUCUUUGUAAAUAAAAUCUGCGUUUUGUGAUCAAAAAUUAA